Messenger RNA from Pollicipes pollicipes, 1877 nucleotides. It is a transcript of the gene Arc42, whose product is annotated as Activator-recruited cofactor subunit 42. NCBI's taxonomy places the organism in Eukaryota, Metazoa, Arthropoda, Thecostraca, Pollicipedomorpha, Pollicipedidae. Gene Ontology annotation, molecular function: short-chain fatty acyl-CoA dehydrogenase activity; flavin adenine dinucleotide binding. The transcript has 2 exons. Gene Ontology annotation, biological process: fatty acid beta-oxidation using acyl-CoA dehydrogenase; butyrate catabolic process. The record is from RefSeq and is a predicted model, not a curated record. Bases 161 to 1384 code for a protein of 407 amino acids. Gene Ontology annotation, cellular component: mitochondrion.
UUUAAACCUAAAUUUGACGACAAAAAUUGAUGUUGGCAGUCAUAGCGGAUUGCGGUAAAACUUUUUAGGCUAGAGCGAGCUCGUUGGCCGGCGUUAAGCGAGCGGAGGCGGCUGGCCGAGCAGACUCGACGCCCGCCACUGAAUCGUACACCGCUCCGCGAUGGUGCCGCUGCGUCAUGUGCUGCGCGCCGCGCCGCGUCUGGGUGGCCUGUGGGCGCGGCCGGCGGCGCGCGGGUUGGCCACACUCUCCGAGGAGCACCGCAUGCUGAAGAAGACGUGCGGUGACUUCGCCGACUCGGUGCUGGCGCCGGCGGCCGCCGGCUAUGACAAGUCGCACGAGUUCCCGGCCGGCCACGUGCGGCAGAUGGGCGAACUGGGUCUGAUGGGCAUCGACUCGCCCGAGGAGUACGGCGGCGCCGGACUCGACACGCUCUCCUACGCCGUCGCCAUGGAAGAGAUCUCGCGCGGCUGCGCGGCCACUGGUACCAUCUUCUCCGCCCACAACUCGCUCUACCUGGGACCGCUCAAGUACAACGCGACGCCCGAGCAGCUGCAGCGCCACAUGCAGCCGUUCACUGGCGGCCAGCUGGUGGGCUGCUUCGCGCUGAGCGAGCCGGGCAACGGUUCUGACGCGGGCGCCGCUUCCACCACGGCCGUGCUGAAGGAGGACCGCUGGGUGCUGAACGGCACCAAGUCCUGGAUCACCAACAGCUGGGAGGCGUCGGGCGUGGUGGUGUUUGCCACCACCGACAAGGCCAAGAAGCACCGUGGCAUCAGCGCCUUCAUCGUGCCAAUGCCGACCCCAGGCCUGUCGCUGGGCAAGAAGGAGGACAAGCUGGGCAUCCGCGCCACCUCCACGGCCAACCUCAUCUUCGAGGACUGCGAGAUCCCGCGCGAGAACCUGCUCGGCAAGGAGGGUGACGGCUUCAAGAUCGCCAUGCGCACGCUGGACAACGGCCGCAUCGGUAUCGCCGCUCAGGGCGUGGGCAUCGCGCAAGCGGCCAUCGAUUGCGCCAUAGACUACGCCGCCAAGCGCAACGCCUUCGGCUCGCCCAUCCUCAAGAUGCAGUGCAUCCAGUCGAAGCUGGCCGACAUGGAGCUGCGCACCGAAUCGGCGCGGCUGCUUAUGUACAAGGCGUCGCUGCUCAAGGACGAGGGCAAGAACUUCACCAAGAUGGCGGCCAUGUCCAAGCUGGCGGCGUCGGAGGCGGCCACCUUCUGCGCCCACCAGUGCAUCCAGAUCCUGGGAGGCAUGGGGUACGUGUCGGACAUGCCGGCCGAGCGGCUCUACCGGGACGCGCGCAUCACCGAGAUCUACGAGGGCACCUCGGAGAUCCAGCGCCUGGUGAUCGCCGGCAACCUCAUCAAGGAGUACGGCCUGUAGCUUGGGCUGCCUCCGAAUCGGCACGACGGGAAGACUUCAGCGACCUUGGCGUGAAUAUAAGGCGGCAGUCUGUCGUGGAGAUGCGGGCAGCUGUGGCCGCCCGACGGUAGGUGAUGGGUAAUUUCGAGACGUUGUGCAGUCAAAAGAGUGGUUUAUGCCGACGGGAGCCUGGUCGGGUGCUCUGUGAUGACGUGUUUCAGCGUGGCGCCGCCGCCGUUCGCUAGCGCUGCAGAUGAUGUCGGACCAUGGCUCCAAUGGCAAACUUGUCACGUUCGUGUCAAUUACAAACAACGAUGCAAUGCAAGUGUGGCUGACUGUAGAUAUGUGGUCCGUAGCGCCAGUCUCUCGCGCCAGGAAACAAGCUCGUGGAUAGCAUGGAAAUAUAUAUUGUAUUUUUGUCUGCUUUUGUUCCCGAUUGUUGAUCUAGGCAAGAUCCAAACAUUUUUGAAGGUGUAUUGCCAGACAAAAUGGAAUAAACGUGAAAGGGUCCUAU